GGCUAUAUAUGUAUAUUUAUAUGUGCUAGCUGCAGUAGUCCCGGUCAGACGACACAGUACGUAAAAGCAGCCGUUUAAUACAGUAAACUCUUCCACCAUAUUAAUCCUAGCUUCUUCAUGGAACUACAACAGCUAGCUUGCUUGCUUGCUUGCUUUAAGCCUGUGACAAAUAUGUCUCGAUCUUUCAUGUGACCCUCCUCCUGUGAUUACGCUGCUGACUCCAUAUCUUGCCUGUGAUCUGCUUCAAUACCAUCUCCUUUCGAGCACCCCCUUUAAAUAUACCUGCACUUUUCCUCUACAUUUCUCACCACUACUACUGUGAUCUCAAACGAAGUUUAUUUACUCUUGAGACAGAAAGGGAAGACAGACCGAACGUAGACAUGAAGGGUUUUGUUGGUGUUUCUGUUCUUGUUGUCAUUGUUCUUCUUUUUGUUCCAGAAGUUAUGUCUACGAGGCACAUUGGCCGGCUACGCUCACGUCAUGGGCAUGUGCAUUCUGCACAAAGGAAAGCAGAAGAUGACAUGGUGGGAAAACCCAAUAAUUUUGAUUGGGGAAAAAUGAAGAGAAAGAGGUCAUCAGAUACGGUGCAAAUUGCAGGUUCACGCUUGCCAGAUUGCUCUCACGCAUGUGGGUCGUGCUCGCCAUGUCGACUAGUCAUGAUCAGCUUUGUCUGUGCAUCGCUUGCAGAGGCUGAGACAUGUCCUAUGGCAUACAAGUGCAUGUGUAAUAACAAGUCUUAUCCUGUCCCUUGAACCUCCCUCGAUCAGUUCAACUGUUCAAGAGUACUUCGACUUCGAGACCUCCCAUCUUCUCUCUCAAGUACUUCUUCCCCAUCUGUAACAUUAAUCAUGUAGUACUAGCUAGUCCACAUCGUCUUUUAUUAUUUCUUUUUCUUUAUUUCUUUUAUUUGAUCUCCUUCUUCCAUUUUGGGGCAUCUAGAUCAGUUUUUUCUUUAAGCUAGACGUACGUCGUAAAUUAAUUUCUCCCUUUGAUGUGUCGUCAGAAGCUAUUCUUCCUGUACGUAUAUAUAUGGCUAGUCAUGAAGUCGGUAAAUUUUUGUUAAGGUUUAGGAUCUUAAUUUUACGGUUCAUGAUAUCUAUAUAUAUAUAUAUUUAUUAUUUA
Molecule: messenger RNA, 1122 nt
Organism: Carya illinoinensis
Lineage: Eukaryota; Viridiplantae; Streptophyta; Magnoliopsida; Fagales; Juglandaceae
Product: protein EPIDERMAL PATTERNING FACTOR 1
Exons: 2
Coding region: 381-752 (123 amino acids)
Biological process (GO): stomatal complex development; guard cell differentiation
Source: RefSeq, a predicted model, not a curated record